AAACUGAACCAAGGACACAAACACCAUUUAUUUGUGUCCUUGUCCUACUACUUUGACCGGGAUGAUGUGGCUCUGAAGAACUUUGCCAAGUACUUCCUGCAUCAGUCCCACGAGGAGCGUGAGCACGCGGAGAAGCUGAUGAAGCUUCAGAACCAGAGGGGUGGCCGCAUCUUCCUGCAGGACAUCAAGAAGCCAGACCGUGAUGACUGGGAGAAUGGCCUGACUGCCAUGGAGUGUGCUCUGCACCUGGAGAAGAACGUGAACCAAUCACUGUUAGAACUGCACAAAUUGGCAACUGAAAAGAAUGACCCACACUUGUGUGACUUCAUUGAGACUCAUUACCUGGAUGAGCAGGUGAAGGCCAUCAAGGAGCUGGGUGACCACGUGACCAACCUGCGGAAGAUGGGGGCACCCAAGUAUGGCAUGGCAGAGUACCUCUUUGACAAGCACACCCUCGGGGACAGUGACAAUGACAGCUGAAGCCUUGCCCAGAGCCACGCUGUGGGUUUCAGUGGGACUCGUACUUACUGUCCAGCCGUGCAUGCAGCUUCAGCUACCUAGAUAAACAGUUCCAUACUCUGUACCAAAUACCAACCCUCGUGUUUUAUGUACUGCCCUCCAGCCAAUAAAGUGACUUGGUUCCA
Molecule: messenger RNA, 644 nt
Organism: Acanthisitta chloris (rifleman)
Lineage: Eukaryota; Metazoa; Chordata; Aves; Passeriformes; Acanthisittidae
Product: ferritin heavy chain
Exons: 4
Biological process (GO): iron ion transport; intracellular iron ion homeostasis
Cellular component (GO): cytoplasm
Molecular function (GO): ferric iron binding; ferrous iron binding
Source: RefSeq, a predicted model, not a curated record